AGCUUGGUAACCUGCUGAAUGUAAUGACGAUUUUUUUCUUUCAAAGAAGUAUGUCUCAGGAAGGUGAUUAUGGGAAGUGGACAAUAUCCAGUAGUGAUGAAAGUGAGGAGGAAAAGCCAAACUUAGACAAGCCAUCUACUUCUUCCCUCCCUCAUGCUGGGCAGGGAGCAGCAAAUGAACCAAGAUACACCUGUUCUGAGGCUAGGAAAGCUGCCCAUAAAAGGAAAUUAUCACCUGUAAAGUUCAGCACAGAUUCACAAGCUUCACCUCCCAAAAAGCAGAAGAGUGGUUCCCAGGAAGACCUGGGUUGGUGUCUCUCUAGCAGUGAUGAUGAACUGCAACCAGGAACACAGGAGAAGCAGGCUAAGAACAUGGUGGUCAAAGAGGAGAGCGGCAUCUCUUCUCCCAAAGACAGUGCCGCCCAAAGAACUGGAAAUCAUGACUCUCCUGCCCACCAUGGACUAAAAGAGGAGGAAGAGGAGUAUGAGACCUCAGGGGAAGGCCAAGAUAUUUGGGACAUGCUGGAAAAAGGGAACCCCUUCCAAUUUUACCUCACUAGAGUCUCCGGAAUUAAGCCAAAGUAUAACUCCGGAGCCCUCCACAUCAAGGAUAUUCUGUCUCCUCUAUUUGGGACACUUGUGUCUUCAGCUCAGUUUAACUACUGCUUUGACGUGGACUGGCUCAUAAAACAGUAUCCACCAGAGUUCAGGAAGAAACCAAUCCUGCUUGUGCAUGGAGAUAAACGAGAAGCUAAGGCUCACUUACAUGCCCAGGCCAAGCCGUAUGAAAACAUUUCCCUUUGCCAGGCAAAGUUGGAUAUUGCAUUUGGAACACACCACACGAAAAUGAUGUUACUGCUGUACGAAGAAGGCCUCCGGCUUGUCAUCCACACCUCCAACCUUAUCCAUGCUGACUGGCACCAGAAGACUCAGGGAAUAUGGUUGAGCCCUUUAUACCCACGAAUUACCAAUGGAACCCACACAUCAGGAGAAUCAACAACACAUUUUAAAGCUGAUCUCAUCAGCUACUUGAUGGCUUAUAAUGCUCCUUCACUCAAGGAGUGGAUAGAUACCAUCCACAAGCAUGAUCUCUCUGAAACCAAUGUUUAUCUUAUUGGAUCAACCCCAGGGCGCUUUCAAGGAAGUCAGAAAGAUAAUUGGGGACAUUUUAGGCUUAGAAAGCUUCUGAAAGAGCAUGCCUGUCCUAAAGGAGAGUCUUGGCCAAUCGUAGGUCAGUUUUCAAGCAUUGGGUCUAUGGGAGCUGAUGACUCGAAAUGGUUGUGUUCUGAGUUUAAAGAAAGCUUGGUGACACUGGGGAAGGAAAGCUGGACCCCAGGGAGAAGUUCCGUUCCUCUUCAUCUGAUCUAUCCUUCUGUGGAAAAUGUGCGAACCAGCUUAGAAGGAUAUCCAGCUGGGGGUUCUCUUCCCUAUAGCAUCCAGACAGCUGAAAAACAGAACUGGCUCCAUUCCUAUUUUCACAAAUGGUCGGCUGACACAUCUGGCCGCAGCAAUGCUAUGCCACAUAUUAAAACAUAUAUGAGACCCUCUCCAGACUUCAGUCAGAUUGCUUGGUUCCUUGUCACAAGCGCAAAUCUGUCCAAGGCCGCAUGGGGAGCAUUAGAGAAGAACGGCACCCAGCUGAUGAUCCGUUCCUAUGAGCUUGGGGUCCUUUUCCUGCCAUCGGCAUUUGGCCUGGACAGCUUCAAAGUAAAACAGAAAUUCUUCUCAGGGAGCAAGGAGCCAGCGGCCGCCUUUCCUGUACCAUUCGACCUGCCUCCAGAACUGUAUGGAAGUAAAGAUCGGCCAUGGAUUUGGAACAUUCCUUAUACCAAAGCACCAGAUACACAUGGGAAUAUGUGGGUUCCCUCCUGAGAAUCUUAAAGCACUCUGAAAUUUAGGUUUAAGACCUCAAGCCCCAAAUAAUAGAUGUUCUAAUUUGUACCGGAUGUUCACCCUUAAAGUUUUAUCUACACCCCUAACAAAACUCUGCAUAGCUCACUCUUGUGAACAUGUA
Neomonachus schauinslandi (Hawaiian monk seal) is the source of this 2013-nucleotide messenger RNA. RefSeq names its product tyrosyl-DNA phosphodiesterase 1 (gene TDP1). The transcript has 16 exons. Gene Ontology annotation, cellular component: nucleus. The record is from RefSeq and is a predicted model, not a curated record. The coding region runs from base 24 to 1871 and encodes 615 amino acids. Gene Ontology annotation, biological process: single strand break repair; double-strand break repair. NCBI's taxonomy places the organism in Eukaryota, Metazoa, Chordata, Mammalia, Carnivora, Phocidae. Gene Ontology annotation, molecular function: double-stranded DNA binding; single-stranded DNA binding; 3'-tyrosyl-DNA phosphodiesterase activity.